AUGCCGGUUGAGCUUGCACUCGAUCUGGACAAACCACUGGUGGAAACUGAUGAUCUGGACACAGGUGCUGUAGUAGAUGUCUUACCAGUGGUAGUAAUAGUAGAAGAAGGCUGCUUUGAACUUGUGGUUGUCUUCAAAGUAUUUGUGCUCGACUUCGAAGUUGCAAUUGACGAGCUCUUGAUCGACGCAGAAGUGCUUGGUGCUGCAGACGAGGUUUUGGUCGCUGACUGGGUUGUGGUAGGUGCAGUUGAGGUUGAAAUGACCUUCGUCGACGUUGCAACGGAAGCACUAGUUGUGGUAGCUUUACCCGACGAAGUCGAUGAAGCUUUCGACGUCGACGAAGCUUUGGCUGAAGAAGAUGUAGCUAGAGUCGACGUCUUGCUUGAGGCCUUUGUCGAGCCCGAAGUUGAAACUGAUUUGGUUGCAGAGGUAGUGACCAGCGAGGAUGAUUUCAAAGCAGAGGAGGUUGUGGCCUUAGUUGUGGCAGAUGAUGCUCUCGACGAAGUGGGUGCCGUGCCGGUGCUUAUUCUGCCGGUGGAGCUGGAUGAAACCCUGGUAGAUACACCAGUUUGUGUUGUCGAUGAAAUUCCACGUGUGCUGGUAGUUACUUUGCUAGACGAGAUGGCAGAUUUGCUUGUCGAGACUUUCGAACCCGUGGAAGUGCUCUUACUCGCCGAAGAAAGAGUGGUCUUCCCUGUUGAAAGAGCGGUAGUCGACGAAGGCUUCACGGACGUGGAUGUAGCCUUUGUCGUAGACAAGGCAGAUGACUUGGUUGAUGAUGCUGCAGAGCCGCUGGUCUUGAUUGAGGAAGUUGUAGCUGACUUCGAGGUAGCAGACGCAGACUUUGUUGUACUGACCACGGAUGAUUGCGAAGACUUAAUUGUGGUGCCCACGCUGGAAGUGACACCCUUUGAAGUAGUCACCGAUGCAGACUUGGUCGAUGAGGGUACUGAUGAUGAGGACUUAGCUGUGGUAACCACGCUGGAAGUGAUACCCUUGGAAGUGGUCGCAGAAGCACUCUUAGUCGAUGACUUGCCGGUAGAAAUAACACUAGACGUGACACCCUUGGAAGUGGUAGCGGAUGCAGACUUGGUCGACGAGGGCACAGAAGAUUGCGAUGACUUUCCAGUAGAAACGACACUGGAUGUGACCCCCUUGGAAGUGGUAGCAGAAGCACUCUUCGUCGAUGAUGAUCGAAUAGAUGACAGUGAAGUCUUGACAGUCGUAAUUGUACUGGACGUAAUGCCCUUAGAAGUACUUACAGAGGCAGAUUUGGUCGACGAACCUGCCGUGGAUUGCGAAGACUUGGCUGUAGUGCCGACACUUGUGGUCACACCUUUGGAAGUGGUCGCAGAUUUGGUGCUCUGCACUGAAUUUGUGGUACUUUUCGAGGAUUGA
This is a messenger RNA of Exophiala bonariae, 1398 nucleotides long. RefSeq lists its product as uncharacterized. The record is from RefSeq and is a predicted model, not a curated record. Bases 1 to 1398 code for a protein of 465 amino acids. The transcript has a single exon. Lineage: Eukaryota; Fungi; Ascomycota; Eurotiomycetes; Chaetothyriales; Herpotrichiellaceae.